AUGUCAGAACUUCAAGAUACACACUCUUGUUUUUUGGAUGUUCUCGAAUCCCAGACAUUUAUAUUCGUGUGCAGAUGUUCCACAUGUUCACCUCUUGGCUGUGUGUGUUUCUGCCGAUGUACCGCAGGUUGUUUCGUGGUGUGUUGGACGCCGGGGCUGGUGCUGCUUCUCCUGGACGGUUUGUGUGAGUCCUGCGACGUCCUGACCUACGAGAAGUUCUUCCUGGUGCUGGCCGAGUGCAACUCCUUCAUGAACCCCAUCAUCUACUCCUACCGCGACAAGGACAUGCGCGACACCUUCAAGCGCCUCCUCUGCUUCCCGUGUUUGGGGUCGCAGCAGAAGGGCGAGCACUCGGGUGUGCGCUUCAACACCCUCGAGCAAGAGGUACUCUCAGAGAGCGACGGGACCCAGCACGACAACAGCGUCAAACCGCCGCUCAAGCGCCCGCUUUAGCAGAACUCAGCGCUGACGCUCACGUCAUGCUAG
Sinocyclocheilus grahami is the source of this 486-nucleotide messenger RNA. Its product is annotated as lysophosphatidic acid receptor 2-like. Lineage: Eukaryota; Metazoa; Chordata; Actinopteri; Cypriniformes; Cyprinidae. Gene Ontology annotation, cellular component: membrane. Gene Ontology annotation, biological process: G protein-coupled receptor signaling pathway. The record is from RefSeq and is a predicted model, not a curated record. Gene Ontology annotation, molecular function: G protein-coupled receptor activity. Bases 1 to 453 code for a protein of 150 amino acids. The transcript is spliced from 2 exons.